Myodes glareolus (Bank vole) is the source of this 3809-nucleotide messenger RNA. NCBI's taxonomy places the organism in Eukaryota, Metazoa, Chordata, Mammalia, Rodentia, Cricetidae. The record is from RefSeq and is a predicted model, not a curated record.
GCCCUCCUCCCGUCUCUCCGCCUACUCCAGCCUCCGCUGCCUCAGCAUCCCGAGCGAGCCUUGCGGCCGCCGGAACAGCUCCCGCGGCGGAGCAAGAGCCGGAUGGUCAGAGGAGCCCGGCAGUCCCAGCAGCCGCGGAGUCGCCUGGCCCCCAGACUGACUGGCACAGUGGAGAAACUACCUCGAAAACGGAAAAGCAGUAUGAUUACAACUAUGUAACAAGAAUUGUACUGGUCACCAUCAUUCUUCCAGUUACUUGUGACAGGACUGAAUUUACUCUUAAAGAAACCAUGUCCUCUGGAGGUGCUGAAGAUGACAUCCCACAGGGAGAGAGGAAGACAGUCACAGAUUUCUGUUAUCUUUUGGAUAAAUCCAAGCAACUGUUCAAUGGGUUAAGAGAUUUGCCUCAAUAUGGACAGAAGCAGUGGCAAUCCUACUUUGGAAGAACUUUUGAUGUUUACACCAAACUCUGGAAAUUUCAGCAGCAGCAUCGACAAGUCUUGGAUAAUCGGUAUGGCUUGAAGCGGUGGCAAAUAGGAGAAAUUGCUUCCAAGAUUGGGCAGCUGUAUUACCACUAUUAUUUACGAACAUCUGAGACCAGCUAUCUGAAUGAGGCUUUCUCCUUCUACUCUGCAAUCAGACAGAGAUCAUACUACUCUCAAGUUAAUAAAGAGGACAGGCCUGAGUUGGUUGUUAAGAAACUCCGAUACUAUGCAAGAUUUAUAGUAGUUUGUCUUCUUCUUAACAAAAUGGAUGUUGUGAAAGACCUAGUAAAGGAAUUAUCUGAUGAAAUUGAAGAUUAUACUCAUCGCUUUAAUACUGAAGAUCAAGUAGAGUGGAACCUGGUGCUUCAAGAAGUGGCAGCCUUUAUUGAGGCAGACCCUGUGAUGGUGUUAAAUGAUGAUAACACCAUUGUUAUCACAUCUAAUCGCCUCACUGAAACAGGAGCCCCACUGCUGGAGCAAGGCAUGAUUGUGGGGCAGCUGUCUCUGGCUGAUGCGCUCAUUAUUGGUAAUUGUAAUAAUCAGGUCAAAUUCAGUGAAUUAACUGUUGACAUGUUCCGUAUGCUGCAAGCCUUGGAGAGGGAACCAAUGAAUUUAGCUUCCCAGAUGAAUAAACCAGGAAUACAGGAGUCAGCUGACAAGCCAACCAGACGGGAAAACCCCCACAAGUAUCUACUCUACAAGCCGACCUUUAGCCAGCUGUAUACCUUCUUAGCAGCAUCUUUUAAGGAGCUGCCUGCCAAUAGCGUACUUCUGAUUUACCUGUCAGCCACUGGCGUUUUCCCCACAGGUCGUUCUGAUGGUGAAGGUCCCUAUGACUUUGGAGGUGUACUCACUAACAGUAACCGGGACAUUAUAAAUGGAGACGCAAUCCACAAACGAAACCAGUCCCACAAGGAGAUGCACUGCCUUCACCCUGGAGAUCUCUAUCCAUUCACAAGGAAACCCUUGUUCAUCAUUGUGGACUCUUCCAACAGUGUUGCCUACAAGAAUUUCACAAACUUGUUCGGACAGCCACUUGUCUGCUUGCUUUCUCCCACGGCAUAUCCAAAAGCUUUGCAAGAUCAGUCUCAGCGAGGUAGCCUCUUCACUCUCUUUUUGAACAAUCCUCUAAUGGCCUUCCUAUUUGUGUCUGGAUUGUCAAGCAUGCGUAGAGGCCUGUGGGAAAAGUGUCAAGAAUAUCUUCGAAAAAUCAACCGUGAUAUUGCCCAGCUACUGACCCAUUCACGUUCAAUAGAUCAGGCCUUUCUCCAGUUUUUUGGAGAUGAGUUUCUUCGAUUGCUUCUCACAAGGUUUGUCUUCUGUUCAGCCACCAUGAGGAUGCACAAGGCCUUUCGGGAAACUCGGAAUUACCCAGAAUCCUAUCCACAACUACCAAGGGAUGAGACUGUGGAGAGCCCUCACCUUCAGAAGCAUAUUUUAGAAUUGGCCUCCAUUCUGGAUGUUCGCAAUAUCUUCUUUGAGAAUUCCAUGGACGACUAUUAAAACCCUUUUGUUUAACACUUUUCAUCUUCCACAGGUUUAAACGGUGCAGUUUUUAUGUGAUGACAGAGACCGUUAUUCGGUUUUUAUUUGUGAACUUAGGAACCACCAUUUUAAAAACAAACUGAAAGAAGUCCAAACUUUUAGGGUAACUUUUAAAAUAUAAUGUUUCAAGUCUUUUAAAGUCUCAAUCUUGAAAUUUUUAUUUUUGGUUUUGACAUUAUAUACUUACCUCCAACAUCUAAUCCUACAUUCAUAUAGGUACUAUUGCCUCCCUAAGAAGAAUAAAUUGUUUAUUUUUUUUACAUAAUGAGGACAAUCCACAAGUUGUACUUGGACCUUUAAAUGUCUGGAUUUGAGAAAUAUCUAACUGUUCAUAGUGGUGAAACUGGCCACAUGGACUACUGAAAAUCAAGAGCCGAGCCCUUCUGUAGUUUCUUUUUACUCCACGCUGGUAGGUAGGAAAACAAUGUACAAAGGGAUUUCUUGAGAUUGAUGAAUUUCAUCAAUGUUGUCAGAUUUUUAGAAUCUGUUUAGGGUUGAUUUACAUCUGGAAAUUAAAUCUUCAAUUGGAACUUUGAGGUUGACAGACCUUACCUAGAAUGUGAAUACUAUUAUCAUGAGAUUUGUUUGUAUAUUUUAUUUUCUUUAUGGUCGUGAAUGCUGGAAAUACAAAGGAAAAUACUUUUAAAUAUUUCAACCAAAACUCAAGUUGUUGGUUUCAUAAUCCUGCACUGUGUCCAGUAGGAUUUCUACAUAGACUAUUCAUUGACAAUAUUGGGCUUUAAAUAGUGUCUUGAUUUAUUCAUUGGUAUACUCACUGCACAGUUUCUAAUUCCUUUUCAUAUUUGAGUUUCCAAGGCAUCUAUGUCAGAGAUACUAUUAGUGUGAAUUGAGGAUAACUGGGCAUUAGGAAAGCCAAUCAUGAGUUCAUUUUAAUUUUGCUUUGACAAUUUGGAAAUAAGAUAUUAAAACUUUGCGUUUUCUUAAUUUUAUAUUAAUAUACAAGUUUUUAUAUUAUUUUAAAUAGGACUCGGUAUGUAAUAUAAAGGUUAUUGUGUGUUCUUCCCCUCCAUCUCCUUCGUAAUCUCAAAGGUACUAGCUGUGAAGAUUCCUUCCAUCCUGGCUUCUUUGGGUUAUAUGGCAUUUAAGCUCAGAAAUGCAAGAAUCACAAGGCCUUCUCCCUAUUUUCUGUGUAGGCUCAUGGUCUAACCCUGGCAGUUCCUGGAGAAAUGAGGUAGCUCUUUUCAGCACAUCUUUCCUGUGUCCCUGAGAAAAUGGUUAUGUGGUGUUUUAACCUGGUUCCCUCCUCUCCCCUAGAACACACAUGAGUGUAGAUUGUAGCCAUUUUCAGCUCCAGCGCACUGAGUACGUGAACUCAGGGUUAUGGUAUAUUGGAUAGUUCAUUUUCUUUUAAAAUUGUUGCUUUGUUAAGUGCUGUACCUACAGCAUACACUUUACUGUUCCCUGACAUUUAAAGUGACCCUGUCCUGUGUUUAAUCCUUUUCUGUUAAACAUAAGGACGACUAGAUUCAAAACCAAGAAGUCUGAGUUCUGAUCCUGGCUUGUUUAGUAACUAGCAUGAUGCCCUUUGACAAGUAGCUUCAUGUGUCUGCUUCUUAGCACUCUUCUGUAUAGAAUACAGUCACUAACCCAAGGUCUUAUUCUUGUCUGUGACUCUGCAGUUCGGAGCCUUGGUUCCAAAUAUGUUGAUUUCCUCCCCAUUCCAGAAAAGUUGAUUUGUGUGUUUUUAGCACUAUAACAUCCUUUUGGUAUCAUGUUUAAUAAGAUGGUUUUUUAAAAAAUAUAUAUAGGUUCUACUUA